AUGUGCCGGAGAGGGUGCGGGUCUCAAAACGCAUCGCGGCGCAAAGCUAGCGCCUGGCCCGUAGGAGCAGACACGGGGGCCUGCAGGGGAACCCCCGGGAAGGAACUGGGCUGUCAGUUCCGCCCCCCCCACGUCGAGGCCGCGAGGGACGCCGCGGCACCGCCCAACUCCUGGCGGAAGCGCCGACACAGCCGCGGUGUGGGAGGGGCGUGGGCCCCGCCUCGGCUGGGUGGGCUCUCGGAGAGGCCACGCCCCCUCCCCGCCGCCCGUGCGCGCGCCCCUUCCUCCGCCGCCCGCUUCCUGCCGCGUCCCAGUGCCACCGGGCCCCUCGGAGCCGCCGCCCCCCACCUCUCCGAGCAGCGGCUGCAGCGUGCACGGCGCGGCGGGCGGGCCGGCCGGCGGAGCGGGGAGAUGAACACGGUCCUGUCUCGGGCUAAUUCGCUCUUCGCCUUCUGUUUGAGCGUGAUGGCGGCGCUCACCUUCGGCUGCUUCAUCACCACCGCCUUCAAGGAACGCAGCGUGCCCGUCGGCAUCACCGUCUCCCGGGUAUCGAUAAAAAAUGUAGAAGAUUUCACUGGACCUAGAGAGAGAAGUGAUCUGGGAUUCAUCACAUUUGACAUUACUGCAGAUCUGCAGAGUAUAUUUGACUGGAAUGUUAAACAAUUGUUUCUAUAUUUGACUGCAGAAUACUCAACGAGAAAGAAUGCUCUAAACCAGGUGGUCCUUUGGGACAAGAUCAUGUUGAGAGGAGAUAACCCAAGACUGUUGUUAAAAGACAUGAAGACAAAGUACUUUUUCUUUGAUGAUGGAAAUGGUCUGAAGGGAAACAGGAACAUUACUUUGACUCUCUCCUGGAAUGUUGUACCAAAUGCUGGCAUUCUACCUCUUGUAACAGGAUCAGGACAUGUGUCUGUACCUUUCCCAGAUACCUAUGAAACACCAAAAAGUUAUUAACUUAUAAUACUGAAUCCGAAGCAAGAUAUUUUUAUACCUGUAUAUUGUGAAUAAAUUUUAUUGUGGGUUCUUCUCACAUCCCAUGCAACCCUUCAGUGAAAGGUACUUGAUUUCCUCAGGUCUAACAGCAUAGGAAAAGGAAAUGAAAGUUUAGGGUGAUGGUUUUGUUUUUUGUUUGUUUUUUUAAUCAUUGAGGCUGAAACUUAAGGGAAAGGUAAAUUGCAGGGGGGAAAACUGAGGAGUUUGGUUUUGUUUUUUUCUCCUGACGAUCUGGGUAUAGAUCUCCUUUUCUUUUAAAUAAACAUUUUUAAAUGAGAAAA
Molecule: messenger RNA, 1274 nt
Organism: Columba livia (rock pigeon)
Lineage: Eukaryota; Metazoa; Chordata; Aves; Columbiformes; Columbidae
Gene: SPCS3
Product: signal peptidase complex subunit 3
Exons: 5
Coding region: 1-954 (317 amino acids)
Biological process (GO): protein targeting to ER
Cellular component (GO): signal peptidase complex; membrane
Source: RefSeq, a predicted model, not a curated record